Messenger RNA from Oppiella nova, 405 nucleotides. NCBI's taxonomy places the organism in Eukaryota, Metazoa, Arthropoda, Arachnida, Sarcoptiformes, Oppiidae. The record is from the annotation of a GenBank genome assembly.
AUGGGUGAGGCUGCUUAUGGUUCGGCAACACCUGCAGGUAUCAUGACGAUUCUUCAAGAAAACAAGAUUGAAAUCGCUGGCAAGCAUGCAGUUGUGGUGGGGCGUUCGGCUAUUUUAGGUAAGCCGAUGGCAAUGAUGCUACUUCAAGCCAAUGCAACAGCUGAUAUAGUUGUCGGUGCAGUCGGUAAAGCUGAAUUAAUCCAAAAAGACUGGAUUAAGCAAGGUGCUGUUGUGGUUGAUGCUGGAUUCCAUCCUCGUGACGGUGGUGGUGUGGGUGAUAUCCAAUUGGUCGGUAUUGAAGAUGUCGCUUCAGCUUAUACACCAGUUCCAGGUGGUGUAGGUCCGAUGACGAUCACAACGUUGAUUCGUCAAACUGUAGAAGCUGCUGAAAAAGCGUUAGCUUAA